This is a messenger RNA of Zingiber officinale, 1750 nucleotides long. RefSeq names its product protein trichome birefringence-like 28. Gene Ontology annotation, molecular function: O-acetyltransferase activity. The coding region runs from base 173 to 1639 and encodes 488 amino acids. The transcript has 5 exons. The record is from RefSeq and is a predicted model, not a curated record. Lineage: Eukaryota; Viridiplantae; Streptophyta; Magnoliopsida; Zingiberales; Zingiberaceae. Gene Ontology annotation, cellular component: Golgi apparatus.
GAGACUUGGUCAAAAGGAAAAUAAACAACUCCACCAUGAUCGAUCGAUCGAUCGAGCAAUUAUAAUAAAGAUCCCAUUAAGUCUCCUCCAUCUCCAUCGAGCGUUGAGGACGCCUCGACCACGCUAAACCUGUCCCAAAGCCGCCUCUUCAUAGUAAGUUUGACUCUGGGAGAUGCUCAACGGAGUCAUGCAUUCGCUCCGCCGGAAGCCGCCCUUCGCCGGCCUUCCGGGGCAGCAGGUGAAGCACGUCGGGAUGGCCUACUUCAGGAGACGGGGCAACCUGCCGGCCCUGAUCCUCGUCGGGAUGAUCGUCGCCUUUGCCAUGGUCAUGUACGGAGAGGACAUCAAGUCGCUGGCCGACCACCAGAUCAUCGUCCGGCGGAAAACAGAGGAGUACUUCUCGCCGGAGGUGUUGGUUGACCGCCCUCUUCCGGGCAACGAGAGCCAACUCGAUGCAGAGGAGGGGAAGGAGAAGAAGGAGGCGGUGGCUUUGCAGGAAUUGCCUAUUACGGUCGACGGGACGGCGGCCGACGACGACCUGGAUCCGACGACGUCGACCGUGCCGGAGACGUGCGAUCUGUCGACCGGCGAGUGGGUGUACGACGACGUGAACUACCCGCUGUACCAGGAGGAGCAGUGCGAAUUCCUGUCAUCGCAGGUGGCGUGCUUGAAGAACGGGCGGAAGGAGAACGCGUACCAGAAGUGGCGGUGGCAGCCCAAGGACUGCACCUUGCCGAGGUUCGACGCAAAAUUACUGCUGGAGCGGCUGCGAGGGAAGCGGCUGAUGUUCGUGGGCGACUCGUUGAACAGGAACCAGUGGGAGUCGAUGGUGUGCAUGGCGCAGCUGGCGAUUCCGCCGGGGAAGAAGAAAGGGCACCGCCAACGAGACGGCUCCCGCAUCAGCUUCGUCGCCGAGGAAUACAAUGCGACGGUGGAGUUCUACUGGGCGCCGUUCCUGGUGGAGUCGAACUCCGACGACCCGCGCAUCCACAGCAUCCGCGAGCGGAUCAUCAAGCCGGAGUCGAUCGAGAAGCACGCGGUGCACUGGAAGGGCGUCGACUUCCUCGUCUUCAACACCUACAUCUGGUGGAUGAACACGCUGGACAUGAAAGUCCUGAAGACGUCGGCCACGAACUGGACGGAGCACGAAGAGGUCGCGAGGCCACGAGCGUACGAGAGAGUCCUCAAGACGUGGUCUGAUUGGCUAGAUCACAACGUGGACCCCACACGCACCGCCGUGUUCUUCAUGAGCAUGUCUCCUCUCCAUUUCAGGAGCUCGGACUGGGGCAACCCUGAAGGAGUGAAGUGCGCGAAGGAGACGACGCCGCUGAGGAACAUGACCGGAAUAUUCGUGGGGACGGACAUGCGGAUGUUCGAGCAGGCGAAGAGGGCGGCACGGUCAACGGCGCGGGUGCCCGUUACCUUCGUGGACAUCACCACCAUGUCGGAGUUCCGGAAAGACGCGCACACGUCGGUGUACACGACGCGGCAGGGGGCGGUGAUGACGCCGGAGCAGCAGGCCGACCCGGCCGUCUACGCCGACUGCCUCCAUUGGUGCGUGCCGGGCCUCCCCGACGUGUGGAACCAGAUACUGUAUGCCAAGAUCAUCUCCCGAGGCGGCGCCGCCGCUAGCAGUUGAAGAUUGGAGUAUACAAAUAUCUUCAAUAUUCGUUCAUUAAUUUUAUCGUUUUGUUGGACUUUUAAUGAAAUUUAAGUGUUUAUUGCUUAAAAAAUAAUUUAAAAAAUUAUG